GUGCCACGCUCCAACGCACCAAAAGCCAGACGCCUGCCCUAGCCUCGCGAUUUCCUUCUCCUCGCGAUUUCUUCUCCAGCGCCGCCUCCUCCCACCGUCGACUCCUCCGCAGCCAAAGCCUUCGUCGCCUGCGGCCUCCCUCCGAAGCCGCGUCCCUCCCGCGACCUCCCUCCAGCGCCGAAGCCCUAUCCCCGUCGCCUCCCUCCAGCGCCGAAGCCCUAGCCCCGUCGCCUCCCUCCAUCUGUUUGUGCUGCAAAAUCUGCUUUGGAAACGUUGGCCUGAUAUUUACAAAGGAAGAUCUCAAGGAAGUCAGUGAAGAGGUUGCCAAGUACAAGGUGGGAGCUCCUGCUCGUGUUGGACUUGUAGCACCAAUUGAUGUUAUUGUUGGCCUUAUAUUUACAAAGGGAGAUCUCAAGGAAGUCAGUGAAGAGGUUGCCAAGUACAAGCCGGCUCAAAGUAAUUAUUAUGGAGGGUGAAUCUACGAGUUGUCGUCAUUUGAAUUUUAACGAAAAUGAAGCUAGUCGGGAAGGGGACUUUGAUGUUAUUGAUGAAGGCUUAAACAUUGAAACAGAUUUGGAUAUACCACAAAUGGGGUUGGAAUUUGAUACAGAAGAAGAUGCAUAUCAAUUUUAUUUGUCAUAUGCUAAAAAAGUGGGAUUUGGCAUAAGGAGAGUGACGGAGUAGUGGCAGCACCUGGCUGGAAUAGUAGCAACAGGCUUUUGGACGACUCUGCUUUCCGUGAAUGUGCAGCAGUAAAGAAGUCUUUCCUUUCUUCUAGUGCCUAAUUAGCACGUUUUGGUGAAUCACAUCAGGUGUAUUGAGAUGGAAUCCAGUUCCAAAGCUGAGGAAGAUAUCGGCUAUAGCAGCAUAACAACCAAGAAAGCCCAACUUCAAUCUAUGCUUUCAACUCUCCUGGAUGAUCCAAUUCUGGCAGAUGUUUCGAAGAAACCUACCCUUGUAGAUGUUGACACCUUGAUAAACUUGGAGCUAGGCAGUGCAAUGAAGAUAACUAUAGUUAAGAUGGACAAUACCUCAUUCGAUGUUGCUGUGCUGAACUCUGCUACCGUUAAGGAUUUGAAAUUAGCAAUCAAGAAGAAAAUAAAUGAGAUGGAGCAAACAACAAUGGGUCAUCGCCACAUUUCAUGGAGGCAUGUCUGGGCUAACUUUUGUCUUUCUCAUCAAAAUGAAAAGCUGGUUGAUGACAAUUCUGUGCUUAGUGAAUAUGGCGUAAGCAAUAAUUCCAAGGUACAUUUUUUCCCUUUUGUCGCAUCCAGGGCGACCCAGAAACAUUCUAAGAGAAGGAAACACCGUUUCUUUCAUGGUCUCAGUAAAAGGUUAUAGCUUCGCCACGAGCUCAAAGUUCUGAUACUGUUUUCUCCUUUAUGGUAUUUUGCAGUUUUACUUCACCGAUAAAUUGAUAAUGAUGACAAUUUUAAUGUGGAGAUAUUUGAUUGUGUUGACUGUCAAUUAUUUUAGCGAAUUAAUUAUUAAAAACUUAGUAAUUUUAAUUGAUAUCA
This is a messenger RNA of Zingiber officinale, 1517 nucleotides long. Its product is annotated as U11/U12 small nuclear ribonucleoprotein 25 kDa protein-like. Lineage: Eukaryota; Viridiplantae; Streptophyta; Magnoliopsida; Zingiberales; Zingiberaceae. The transcript is spliced from 11 exons. The record is from RefSeq and is a predicted model, not a curated record. Gene Ontology annotation, molecular function: protein binding. Gene Ontology annotation, biological process: mRNA splicing, via spliceosome. Bases 823 to 1341 code for a protein of 172 amino acids. Gene Ontology annotation, cellular component: U12-type spliceosomal complex.